AUGACAAGAGUAGUGGUGACAGGACUUGGUCUGGUCAGUCCCCUCGGAGUCGGAGUAAAACAGGCAUGGAACCGACUUAUUGCUGGAAAAUCUGGAAUUGUGGCUCUCGACGAACGGUUCGACGCUUUAUCCUGCCGAGUAGGAGGAGUGGUCCCUCAGGACGAAUGGUCUGAAGCUUCAUCUGCCAACCUCGCAGCUGGAGAGAUCAAACGGGUACCUCUGUUUGCCCAGUAUGCCAUGGUGGCUGCCCAGGAGGCUGUCAACGACAGCAAAUUGCUAGCUGACGCAGGGGAGUCAGCUAAACACACAGAUAUUGGAUGUUCGAUUGGUACUGGAAUCGCCAACAUGGCUGAACUGGCAGAUACAGUCACAGCUUUCAACAACAAGGGUCCCCGAGGUAUUUCACCACUAUUUGUUCCCCGAAUCAUUGCUAACAUGGGUGCGGGACACGUCAGUAUGCGGUUCGGUCUCCAAGGACCCAAUCACUCUGUAUCCACUGCCUGUGCCACUGGAGCUCACAGCAUAGGAGAUGCAGCCAACUUCAUUCGACUGGGAUACGCGAAGGCUAUGAUUGCCGGAUCAACCGAGGCCUGUAUGCACCCAAUUGCACUUGGUGGAUUUGCACGGGCCAAGAGUGUGGCUACCAAGUGGAACGACUCCCCCUCUGAAGCAUCCAGACCCUUUGAUAAAGAUCGAGGAGGAUUUGUUAUGGGCGAGGGAUCUGCUGUUCUUGUCCUAGAGGAAUAUGAACACGCCGUUGCCCGUGGUGCUCCCAUUUACGCUGAAGUGUGUGGUUACGGUCUUUCUGGAGAUGCUCAUCACAUUACUGCCCCUCCUGAUGAUGGAAACGGGGCCUAUCGAGCCAUGAAACAGGCUCUCAAGCAGGCCAAUGUUUCUGCCGUCAAGAUCGAUUAUGUUAACGCCCAUGCCACUUCCACCCCUCUUGGUGACGCGGCUGAAAAUGCUGCUCUGACUCAACUCUUUGAGGGCAGAAACCUGUCUGAUAUCGCCGUUUCUUCCACCAAGGGUGCCAUUGGCCAUCUUCUGGGUGGAGCUGGAUCUGUGGAGGCUCUGUUCACCAUCAAGGCUCUCGAAACUGGAGACUUGCCUCCCACUCUCAACCUCAAUGAGCUUUCUGACCCUGAUGUCUUCAAGUUCAACUUUGUGCCCAAGGAGACUCAGCACCGUGAUGUCCGGUAUGCACUCAACAACAGUUUCGGAUUCGGAGGCACCAACUCCAGUCUUCUUUUUGGUAAGGUAUAG
Molecule: messenger RNA, 1263 nt
Organism: Yarrowia lipolytica CLIB122
Lineage: Eukaryota; Fungi; Ascomycota; Dipodascomycetes; Dipodascales
Biological process (GO): fatty acid biosynthetic process
Cellular component (GO): mitochondrion
Molecular function (GO): 3-oxoacyl-[acyl-carrier-protein] synthase activity
Source: RefSeq, a predicted model, not a curated record